This is a messenger RNA of Suillus subalutaceus, 525 nucleotides long. RefSeq names its product 3-hydroxyanthranilic acid dioxygenase. The transcript has 4 exons. The coding region runs from base 1 to 525 and encodes 174 amino acids. Gene Ontology annotation, molecular function: iron ion binding; 3-hydroxyanthranilate 3,4-dioxygenase activity. Gene Ontology annotation, cellular component: cytoplasm. The record is from RefSeq and is a predicted model, not a curated record. Gene Ontology annotation, biological process: quinolinate metabolic process; 'de novo' NAD+ biosynthetic process from L-tryptophan. NCBI's taxonomy places the organism in Eukaryota, Fungi, Basidiomycota, Agaricomycetes, Boletales, Suillaceae.
AUGCCUCUCCUUCCACCUAUCAACUUCCCGCGCUGGCUCGAUCAAAACCAGCACCUACUCAAGCCUCCUGUGAACAACUUCUGCCUAUAUCGGCAGAAGGACUUUACUGUGAUGGCUGUAGGCGGUCCCAAUGAGAGAAACGAUUAUCAUGUGAAUGAGACCGAAGAAUGGUUUUAUCAGUACAAGGGUGGCAUGCUGCUUAGAGUGGUAGACGGGGAUGAGUUCAAGGAUAUCAGGAUCGAGGAGGGAGAGAUGUUUUUACUGCCAGCCAAUACACCACACAACCCAGUCCGCUUCGCCGAUACAAUCGGAAUUGUUAUCGAAGCUGCUCGUCCGGAUGCAUCUCAUGACUCCCUACAGUGGUACUGUCGUGAUCCUUCCCAUACCAAGCCAACUAUCAUCCACAAAGAGACUUUCCACGUCACCGACCUCGGAACGCAACUGAAGCCCGUUAUUCAACGCUGGAUGUCGACCGAAGAAUUGAGGAAGUGUAAGGAAUGCGGGAACGUCGCUCCUGCGAAGUAG